AUGGAUGCCAUAACAUUCAGAUUUUUGAUGAGCUUAGCAGCGUCUCAAAAUCUUGAAAUGUAUCUCAUGGAUGUUGUGACAGCAUAUCUAUAUGGAUCUCUUGAAAAUGAGAUAUAUAUGAAAAUCCCAGAAGGGUUAAAAAUGCCUGAGGAUUUGAAAUCAAAGGCUAAGGAGAUCUGUUCGGUCAGAUUACAGCGAUCACUUUAUGGACUAAAACAGUCCGGACGCAUGUGGUAUAAUCGCUUAAGUGAAUAUUUGUUGAGUAAAGAUUACGUCAACAAUGCGAUAUGCCCUUGCGUAUUCAUUAAGAAAUCCUCGUCAGGAUUUGUGAUUAUUGCUGUAUAUGUAGAUGACCUGAACAUGAUUGGAACUCAAAAGGAAAUUGAUGAUGCAAGAACUCAUAUGAAAGAAGAGUUUGAAAUGAAAGAUCUUGGAAAGACAAAGUUUUGUCUUGGGCUCCAGAUAGAGCAUUUCCAAGAUGGUAUAUUUGUGCAUCAGUCAAAUUACACUAAAAGAGUGUUAAAACGCUUUUAUAUGGACAAAGCAACUCCUUUGAGUACUCCAAUGGUUAAUAGAUCUCUUGAUGUUGAAAAGGAUCCAUUCCGUCCUUGUGAGGAUAACGAGGAAGUGUUAGGUCCUGAAGUACCUUACAUGAGCGCUAUUGGUGGACUAAUGUAUCUUGCAAAUUGCACUAGACCAGAUAUAGCAUUCGCUACUAAUCUGCUUGCAAGAUAUAGUUCGUCCCCUACGCGCAGACAUUGGAAUGGAAUAAAACAUAUUUUUCGUUAUCUUCAAGGAUCAAUUGAUUUAGGAUUAUUUUAUCCUAAAAACUCAAAAUGUGUUUUAGUUGGUUUUGCUGAUGCAGGAUAUCUAUCAGAUCCACACAAAGCUAGAUCACAAGGUUAUGUUUUCACAAUUGGUGGAACUGCGGUCUCCUGGCGUUCGCAAAAGCAAACUUUGGUUGCAACGUCUUCAAAUUAUGCAGAAACUAUUGCUCUCCAUGAAGCAUGUAGAGGUGUGUAG
This is a messenger RNA of Microthlaspi erraticum, 1023 nucleotides long. NCBI's taxonomy places the organism in Eukaryota, Viridiplantae, Streptophyta, Magnoliopsida, Brassicales, Brassicaceae. The record is from the annotation of a GenBank genome assembly.